Eimeria tenella is the source of this 1335-nucleotide messenger RNA. RefSeq lists its product as uncharacterized. The transcript has a single exon. Bases 1 to 1335 code for a protein of 444 amino acids. NCBI's taxonomy places the organism in Eukaryota, Apicomplexa, Conoidasida, Eucoccidiorida, Eimeriidae. The record is from RefSeq and is a predicted model, not a curated record.
AUGGAGCGCAGUUUGUUCGUUGCUGCUGUGCUUCUGCUGCAUCUGGGAGUCCGCUUAGCAGCAGCAGGAGGGGCUCCUGUCGUCUCUGUCGAAGCAGAACCUGCUGCUGCUGCUGCUGCUGCUGCAGCAGCAGAGCAGCAGCAGCAGCUACCGAGCCGCGUCAUUGCCCGCUUUUCGUUGAACAGCAAAGACUACUACGAGCUGCCUAUAAACCUGGGGCCCGGGGGCAAAGGACUGCAGCAUAAGAGGGGCCCUUUUGCUGGUGCUUUAAAUGGAGCUUUUGCUGCUGUUGUUUCUCUGGUACUUAUUACUUUGUUUAAUGAUUCAUUAGCUGCAGCAAAAAGAAGAAGGCAGCAGCAGCAGCGGCGGCGGCAGGCCCAUUCUCUUGCUGGCCAACGGCUUGCUGCUGCUGCUGCUAUGAGGCGAGCAGCAGACCUGCUGCUGCAGCACCAGCAGCAGGUGCGAGACCAGCGCCUACACAAGCAGCAGCAGCAGCAGCAGCAGCAAGAGCAGCAGCAGCCGCAGCAGCAUCGACAACAGCAGCAGCAGCAGCAACAACAACAACAAGAGCAGCAGCAGCCGUGGCACCAGAACGAGCAGCUGCAGCAGCAGCAGCAGCAGCAGCAGCGUAAGGAGAUGAUACUUGCUGCAGCAGACCUGGAAAAGAAACUUCUCCCUUUGGAAGAGCUGCUGCCAGAAACAGCAGAAGUGGGGCAGCAGCUCAGAGACCGCCUUUUGCUGGCAGCAGGAGCUUUCACUGCGCGGCAGCUGCAGCUGAUGCAGCAGCAGCGGCAGCAGCAGCAGCAGCAACAGCAGCAGCAGGAAGAAGGGGGGCAGCAGAGUCACAGUGCCGCCUCACGCCGAGACAGAAACGCCUUAAGCGCAGCAGCUACUGCAGCACACAGCAGCAGCAGCAGCAGCAGCAGCAGCAAGCCCUCACUGGCGGGCAUGGGCCCCCCAGAAGCAGCAGGGGGGCCCCUCGAGGGCCCCCUGUGGCUCGCAGAGGAGGUGUGGGGCCCCCCAGGGGGGCCCCUCGAAGGUGUCUGGGGUCCCCUUGGGGGACCCCCUGGGGCCCCCUUAGGGGGCCCCCCUGGGGGGCCCCUUUGGGGCCCCCAAGGAGACCCUUUUGAGACCCAAGAGCCCUCUUUUCUGCUGCGUCUCAACAGACUUUCUUUGCUGCUUUCUGAGAAUGCCAUUACUUCAAGUCGAGAUGCUUUUCAAAUACUAAAUGCCCUAGAGGGGCCCCCAGAGGGGCCCCUAGGGGGGCCCCCAGAGGGGCCCCUAGGGGCGCCCCCAGAGGGGCCCCUAGGGGGGCCCCCAGAGGGGCCCCUCUAG